This is a messenger RNA of Annulohypoxylon truncatum, 1868 nucleotides long. Its product is annotated as carboxylic acid transport protein. The transcript has 2 exons. Gene Ontology annotation, biological process: carboxylic acid transport; transmembrane transport. The coding region runs from base 98 to 1639 and encodes 513 amino acids. Gene Ontology annotation, cellular component: plasma membrane. The record is from RefSeq and is a predicted model, not a curated record. Lineage: Eukaryota; Fungi; Ascomycota; Sordariomycetes; Xylariales; Hypoxylaceae. Gene Ontology annotation, molecular function: carboxylic acid transmembrane transporter activity.
CCUCCUUUAGAGAUCUUCCUGGGGUAGGCCAUCCACAUCAUCAACCCCGCGGGAAUCUAAAAUCACGAAGGUAGUCUGUUGGUUAUUCGUAUUAGACAUGGCCGCUGGUAAUGGGACUGCGGAACCUCUCGCGAAGGGUAUCUUCGCUAGUGCGAAACAGUCGUGGGGUGACCUCUUUCGAUGGAAGCAGAGAGUUGUCGUGACGAAUGAGCUCGGCGAGUCCUAUACGGAGUGGCACGCCCCUGAGAGACCUCGAAAUCCUAUCUCGCUUUUCAUGCUCUUGAGUGCUAAGAACUGGAUCUACUUCCUUGUGGGUAUGUAUGCGUGGACUGCCGACGCUUUCGACUUCCACGCUCUGGCAAUCCAAACUGUCAAAUUGUCAAACUAUUACGAACGGACUAAGACAGACAUCACCACUGCGAUUACCUUGACGUUGCUUCUGCGAUCUGUCGGUGCCGCCGUCUUCGGUCUGCUCGGUGAUCGGUUUGGUCGGAAAUGGCCGAUGGUUGCGAACUUGAUAGUCCUCGGCCUCUUGCAAAUUGCGACAAUCUACAGCGCGACGUUCGAACAGUUCCUGGCUGUACGGUCUCUCUUUGGGUUGUUCAUGGGUGGCGUAUAUGGUAAUGCUGUGGCCAUGGCUCUCGAGAACUGCCCAACCGAGGCGCGCGGCCUUAUGAGCGGUAUUCUGCAGCAAGGUUACGCUCUUGGUUACGUCCUUGCGGCGUGCGCCAACCUCGGCGUUGGCGGAGCGACCGAUACUUGGAAAACGGUCUUCUGGAUUGCUGCCGGUCUUUCUAUCUCUGCCGGACUCGUCCGCUGCUGCUUUCCCGAAUCGGAACAAUUCAGAGCUGCAAAGGCGGCCGGUCACCAUAUUUCGGCGGCCGAUUUUUGGACGGAGACGAAGUCUAUGCUCGCUAAGGAGUGGCGUAUCUGCGUCUACUGCAUCUUUCUGAUGACUUGGUUCAACUAUUACGCGCAUACGAGCCAAGACAGCUACACCACGUUUAUGCUCGAGUCAAAGGAGCUUCCAAACGAUGCUGCGACUCGCGCUAGUAUCCUAAUGAAUACGGGGGCUUGCGUCGGUGGCACCAUCAUCGGCUACCUCUCCCAAUUUAUCGGUCGUCGUCGAGCUAUUGUUGGAGCUGCGCUGAUCAGUUGCUGCCUCGUGCCGGCCUGGAUUCUGCCUACGACCGAAUCAGGCCUCUCCGCUUCCGGAUUUUGGAUCCAAUUCUUCGUCCAGGGAGCUUGGGGUGUGAUCCCCAUUCAUCUUAACGAACUGUCGCCGCCGGCGUACCGAUCCACAUUCCCGGGCCUUGCAUACCAGCUAGGUAACAUGAUAUCUUCUCCGGCGGCACAAAUCGUCAAUGCCAUUUCGGAAAGCCACUUCGUCCUAAGCAAGAGCGGCAAGUUGGUCGAUGGCUACGGCCCAACAAUGGGUAUUGCUCUUGCGAUCGUUGCGGUUGGUAUUGCGGUGACGGCGGCGCUGGGCCCGGAGAAGCGUGGGCGGUCUUUUGAACGCGCGGGGCCUGCUGGGGCCAAUAUUCACGGUGAUGUCGAGAAGGUGGUGGAUAAUGCGUCGAUAUCUGAUUCGAAAAUGCACGGUGCGGUGGAAUUGGAGUCUGGUAAAAGCGAAGUCUAGGUAGGGCGAGGAUGUUGGUUUGAAGACUGUCAUAAGUGUUUAUAACUUAGCAUACCCAUAUUAUGAAGAUGAUGUAGAUGGAACUUACCUGGUACGAAGGCACCUGCCUCAUGUACAUACUCAAAUACUGAACAAUAUGACCCGCACGUGUCGUAAGGGUGUUGUCGGUAGACUUUGGCAUGUGCCUGGAUUAGCAGCUUUUUUCAAGGUGACUUGGCUCCUGGCAGGC